Molecule: messenger RNA, 2091 nt
Organism: Xiphias gladius (swordfish)
Lineage: Eukaryota; Metazoa; Chordata; Actinopteri; Istiophoriformes; Xiphiidae
Gene: pstpip2
Product: proline-serine-threonine phosphatase interacting protein 2
Exons: 14
Coding region: 58-1071 (337 amino acids)
Biological process (GO): actin filament polymerization
Cellular component (GO): actin filament; plasma membrane; cytoplasm
Molecular function (GO): actin filament binding
Source: RefSeq, a predicted model, not a curated record
GGCGUUCGCUGUCAGUCGGACCUGCCGAAGCGCCGCGCCGCAGCAUCGUUCACGACUAUGAAAAAUCUACAUUUCAAGGAUUUCUUCUGGAACUCUGACCUGACCUGCACCGGUGGCUAUGACGCCAUCAUCCAGUAUCUCAGCGAUGGCAAGAGGGCAUGCAAGGAGGUGGAGGAUUUCAUGAAAGCCAGGGCCUCUGUUGAAGAGAAAUACGCCAAAGAUCUCCUUGGUUUGUCCAAGAAGGUGUGCGGACACAAUGAGAUGAACACAUUAAAAAGAUCCCUGGACGUGUUCAAGUUACAGACUGAACAUGUGAGUCUGUCACACUUGCAACUGGCACAGAGCAUGAGGGAAGAGGCCAAGAAACUGGAAGAAUUCAGAGAGAAACAAAAAGAAGUGAGGAAAAAGAUAGAACAACAGAUGGAUGCUCUCCACAAACAGAAGUCUUCACAGUUCAAGAAGACAAUGGAUUCAAAGAAGACAUAUGAGCAGAAGAGCCGAGAUAAAGAAGAAGCAGAUCAGAACGUGAACCGAAACACCAACACCAACAACACCAAGCACAUGGAGAGGCUUUACUCAAAAGCACAGCAAGCAAAACAGAAUGCAGAAGAGGCAGACAGGUUAUACCAGCAGAAUGUGACCACACUGGGAAGGGUUAGAGACGAAUGGCUGAAGGAGCAUGUCAAGGCCUGUGAUAUGUUUGAAAAACAGUCAAUGGAGCGUAUCAACUUUCUGAGAAACGCAGUCUGGACUCACCUAAACCAGCUUUCCCAGCAGUGUGUGACCAGUGAUGAGCUGUAUGAGGAAGUGAGAAAGUCACUGGAACAGUGUGAUGUCCAGGAAGAUAUCGAACACUUUGUAAACCUCAGGUGGACCGGCGAUAAACCACCAGCCCCGGUUGUGUAUGAGAACUUCUACAGUGGUCAGAGGUCUCCAAGUGGAGCGCCAUCCUUUCGACUGCCUCCACCAAUCACCAGGAGGGGGCCAUUACCUGAUGCAACAAACAACACUGGGGAUGAUACAAUCUACUCGACUGUGCAGGACGCAGGCUACAGUGUUAUCCAGUACUAACACACCGAUCGGCUGGAGCAGUUACUGUAUGUGCUGUGAGGGGCUGCUACUCCCUGCUUUGUGUUUUCCUAUAAAGAUACGGUCUUACCAGAUGGAAAAUGAGUGUCAUAACUGUGUACAUACAUAGUUUAGGUGACGUUGGGUGGCAUUUUGAACAUAUAUCAUUGUGUUAUAAACAGUACUGGAACAUCAUUAUUUUAUUUUAAGGUUCUUGUGUGUAUUCCUAAAAUCAAAAACAGGCUAAAAUGUUUUUGCUCUGUAGUUUGAUGAAAUUGAUAUUCUGUGCAAUGAUACAGAAGCUGAAUAGGUAAUAAAUAAACACAUCACACAGUGAUCUCUACCUAUGUUCUGUAUAAUUAAUAAGUUUUGCAUUUGUUUUCGUGAUUCUCAAAUGUUAAAAUGGGAUUCACCGAAUAAGAUAAUGUGUAAUUUGCUAACUUGUUUUCAUUUCCUUCCAUAUUUGAGAGUAACGUGUCAGCUCACAGUGAUCCAGUGAGUGGAACCUAAAGGCUCACACACUCUUAUUUACCGUAUCUACAGCGUAUGGUAAAUGGAUUACUACAGUACAUUAGAGUCAUUUUCAUUGUAGGAAAGUUAUAAAUUCUGUGUUCUACGUUGACAUUCAAGUAAUUAUAAUGCAGGUGUGUGGUGAAGAUGCACAAUAUUUUCUGGAUACUGGAGGAGGAUUGUUGGAAUUUUUGCACUUUGUUCAUUUUGCUUAAUUUAUGUUGAUAGCGUGUUCUUUGUAGAAAAUAUUACAAGCUGUGACUAAGUUUUGAAACUGUAGGAGUAAAGGGAGAUUAAAUGGCAUUUCACUGUGCAGCUGACCUGGUGCUUUGUGGUUAUGUAUGAACAUGUGGCAGUGGUUUCUCUGUUUGCAGUUUAUCUUCUUAUUUCCACAAUCUUUUCAUGCAGGUCAAGUGGUGAUAGAGCAUUUUCAUGACCGACUUGACUUCACCUGGUGUGUAAUACCGGAUUAAGUUACACACAUAUUCUAGCUGCAGCCACGACCUGCAGACU